Ostertagia ostertagi is the source of this 738-nucleotide messenger RNA. The record is from the annotation of a GenBank genome assembly. NCBI's taxonomy places the organism in Eukaryota, Metazoa, Nematoda, Chromadorea, Rhabditida, Trichostrongylidae.
AUGCGCUUCGUCCUCGUCGUUUGUCUUGCUGCGGUACUUGGAGAUGGAGUAUACGGCUCUGUUACCAGUACGAAACGUAGAAUUGAAGAGGUACACCAUACUCGGCCAGAUCCCGCGCUGCCCGUUAUUCAUGCCAAUCCAAACCUUGGUGCUUUGGUUGACAUAGAUGAAACCGCACCUGACAGCGGUGAACCCCACGAAACAUCGGACCAUCCACAUGUUGGGUCUGAAGUUGCUGUUCCUGAUGACGACUUUUCGGACAGUGUCGAAGAAAAGGAUGCCUCUACAAGAAGUGCCAAGGUAAAAAGACAUGACCAAUUCCAUCCCUUGCCUCCAGCUCCGCCUCCAGUAAAAACCGAUCACAGCUGCCCGUCAACAGUUUCAGCGUUCUGUACAGUGCGGAACCUGUCCUACCUUUUCUCUGACGAAUAUGUGUACACAAUACGGAACGACACGAUCCAGGAUGCCAGCCCUAUAAGCCUCAAGUUCCCCGAUGGGCCUGGCUCUGUCAACGCAGCCGUUUAUGACAAGGAGAAGCGGCUAGUUGUGCUUAUUGAAAAUCGAACAGUUUAUGCUUACCACCCGCUCGGAAAAAUAAGGGUCGAAACUGGCAAGUUCAAACUCGAUUCAACAUACCCAAAGGAACUGCCGGACAACAUCCCGUUCACACCAAUUGGAGCGAUGAGAUGGCAUGACAAACGUCAAGUAUUGUUAUCGGUAAGCAUGCGUUUGUUCUAC